AAUAGCCACCUGGUGAGCCAUUCAUGUAAAUAGGUUGGAGCGUCUGCAAUUUGAUCUAGAACCUGUUAACUUGAGUUCGCGGACUUUCGAACUAACUAGGUUUUAAUUUUGAUCAUUUAGACCUUUUAUAACCAUGGCAGAUGAUGAGUUUGAUCAAGAUGACGUCAACGACGAUUUCGAAGAUGCCGAAGAAGAUGAUAACAUGGAUGAAAUGGAACAGCCAGAUGAUGAUGCACAAAUUGAUCUACUUCAGCAAGGAGAAGGAGGGGGUGGUCAAUUGCAAUCUAAGCGAAUUACAACACCUUACAUGACAAAGUAUGAGAGAGCCAGAGUUUUAGGAACCAGAGCCCUACAAAUAGCAAUGUGUGCUCCAGUAAUGGUUGAAUUGGAAGGUGAAACAGACCCUCUUCAAAUUGCUAUGAAAGAACUGAAGCAGAAAAAAAUCCCUAUAAUCAUUCGUCGCUAUCUUCCUGAUGGAAGCUAUGAAGAUUGGGGAAUAGAUGAACUUGUAAUCAAUGACUGACCAACAUAUAAUACACUAAGAUGUCUUUUUGA
Messenger RNA from Daphnia magna, 555 nucleotides. RefSeq names its product DNA-directed RNA polymerases I, II, and III subunit RPABC2 (gene RpII18). Gene Ontology annotation, cellular component: RNA polymerase II, core complex; RNA polymerase I complex; RNA polymerase III complex. The record is from RefSeq and is a predicted model, not a curated record. The transcript is spliced from 3 exons. Gene Ontology annotation, molecular function: DNA-directed RNA polymerase activity; DNA binding. Lineage: Eukaryota; Metazoa; Arthropoda; Branchiopoda; Diplostraca; Daphniidae. Gene Ontology annotation, biological process: DNA-templated transcription. The coding region runs from base 134 to 523 and encodes 129 amino acids.